AUGGAUAUGAUGAACAUCCACUUAACAGAAGUAUGGAGCGAGCUUUUGCGCUCUGCUUUACACAAUGAUGCAGUUCUCAGAGAACUUCUCGAACGGCGCCCUGAAAUUCAGCGGGCGAAAGAUCUGAACAACAUGUUCCUGAACUAUCUUUCUAUAAUCCACAAAGUCUUCAGUGUGAAGAUGGGUGGUGAAUUGAUUGACCCGAGAGGUGCGAGACAAUUUGUUGAGAUCAGAAUACCUAGCGACCCUGAGUUCGUCGAAAUGCUUCAAUUGCUGGUCCGCUACACAGAAGAUAUCACCGCUUGGGUAGAGGAACAUGAUCGGACAGGCGCCCCUUGGAUAUCCAUCGAUGAGUUUUGGGCAGAGUCCUUGCUUCAAGUGGACAUGCAGUGCCAGAGAUGGUGGGUAUUGGCGGACAUGACAAUAUUCAAUCAAGCCACCAGCUCAUUAAUGAUACACCCUCCAUUGACACCCACCGAAGAAAGAGAAAUCGUCGCAAUUAAUGAAGCCAUCAGCUCAUUCGGAAUGCCUCCACCUUUGUCAGCCAUCGAAGAAAGUCUCACACAAUCUGGGACAUUUGGAGCUCCGCCGACCCCGGCAUCGUCGUUCACAGAACGUCAAAGUCCGUCUACUGCCUCCCCUAGUUUCAGUUGUUCAUUUGCUACGACCUCUUUCACCGAAAACCAAAUAGCAGCUGAGCUUCCUGCAAGCUUGAGAAAAGUUGGAAAACUAGGCUGCGCCUCGCACUAUACUUCGUUUUGCGGGUUUGACCAAGGUUCCUCGGAUGAUGAGCGGGAUGAUUUUUUAUUCUCAGACGCGCAAAAUAAUCCGGCAAUCAUUCCAUCUGCACCUCGACUAGAACAGGCAGGAUUCGUACCUUCGCCUGCUCUGAGUAUGCUGCUUCAAACCUCUGCAAAUAAACAAAAUGGAUUUUUUCAGCCAGUACCUCCGCCAGUUCGGAAGAUUGCUAUCCCACGGCUCCAAAAAAAAGGUUCUUUUCAUCCACUUUCCCGCCAAACUCAAAAUUUCAUGGUUAGGUCUUCUCCUGCAAUUGAACAAGCUUCCGAUUUGGCACUCCCUAGAAAGCGGCGAUACACGAAAGUUUCCGCAGAAACGUUGAGCCACGAACGGCAAAAGCGACAAGCAGUAGGUCAUGAGACGCCACAGCACAAUCUAACAUCUGCUGAUUAUGGAAUUUCCACACCUCGUUCGGAGUUCUCACCUAGUGCUUUAAGCAAAGGCUCCCCUGGCAGCGCUGUUGCGAACUCCGGGGAGCCUUAUAAUACCAAUCAGUCGACCUUACAAGGCUUCCCUUUUGCCACCAAUAAGACGGCGCUGCUGCAUUCAAAUGUAAGCAACACUCCAAAUAUAGGUGUAAUUACUUCACAAACGGAUUGGAACAGCACAGUUUCCGCUGCAUUUAACUCAAACCAGGGAGCUCAUCUUGGCAUAAUUUCGCAAAAGGACUGGGACGAUGCGGUUUCAGUUGCGUUUAACUCAAACCAGGAAGGGGGAAACACAGGCCUGGGAAUUAAGAGUCCGCCAAUGAACAACGAUUUGACGAAAUUCGGAGGAUCUGUCGCCCUUCAAUGUAUGGGUAUUGAUAUGGACAUUGGAAAUGUGCUGGACUAA
This is a messenger RNA of Sclerotinia sclerotiorum 1980 UF-70, 1632 nucleotides long. RefSeq lists its product with no specific name. The coding region runs from base 1 to 1632 and encodes 543 amino acids. NCBI's taxonomy places the organism in Eukaryota, Fungi, Ascomycota, Leotiomycetes, Helotiales, Sclerotiniaceae. The record is from RefSeq and is a predicted model, not a curated record. The transcript is spliced from 3 exons.